This is a messenger RNA of Populus euphratica (Euphrates poplar), 1227 nucleotides long. RefSeq lists its product as uncharacterized. NCBI's taxonomy places the organism in Eukaryota, Viridiplantae, Streptophyta, Magnoliopsida, Malpighiales, Salicaceae. The record is from RefSeq and is a predicted model, not a curated record. Gene Ontology annotation, molecular function: zinc ion binding; nucleic acid binding. Bases 1 to 1227 code for a protein of 408 amino acids. The transcript is spliced from 5 exons.
AUGGCUGAUUCUAACAAUUUCACACUAGUAACCCCUACAAUUCCCACCUCAUCUACUGAUCCUCCCAUUCCUCUUAUUGCUCUUACUAGUGGUCAACUUCCACUCAAACUUACUCAUCUAAAUUAUCCUUCAUGGCGUGCUCAGUUUAAUUCCCUUUUCUUUGACUAUGAUCUACAAAGUUUUAUUGAUGGAAGUCAUCCUUGCCCUAAUCGCACCUCUACCACCUUCUCUCAAUGGAUGCGCCAAUAUCAACUUUUGCUACAUGCUAUCCGUAUUUAUGUCUCUUACUCCAUUACUCCUCUUAUUGCAUCUGCUACAGCCUUCAAAGAUGAUCCUAACAGGGACAAGCUUACUCGUCUUUAUGCCAGCCGCUCUCGGUCAUGUGUCAUGAGUCUUAAUGAACGUCUAUUUCGUCCUCAUGAUUCAUGCUCUCUCAAUAAAUAUCUCUGUUCUAUUAAAACCAUUGUCGACGAACUGACACUCAUUGAUACUCUUGUUUCUGAUGAUGAUAUCACCAUUGCCAUUCUUAAUGGUGUUGGUCAUGACUUCAAAGAACUUACAGCAGGUAUUCAUGCUCGGGAACACCCCAUCUCUUAUGAAGAACUUCAUGAUAAAUUAAUUGAUUACGAGGCUUAUCUAAAAUGUGAGGAUUUACGUUCAACUUCAUCAGUUUUGUUUGCCAAUACUACUCAGCGACAUAAUUCGCAUCGUGGGCAUGGUCAUCCAAUCGUAAAGCUAGGUGUUUGCCAAUUUUGUGACCAACAAGGUCACAGUGCAAAGCAAUGUCCACAAGCAAAAGGUCUCCUUGGUUCCUCACCUGCUGCUCACCGAAUCACCACAAACAAUGCCCCCAAACAACCUUGGCUCCUGGAUUCUGCUGCCACAAAUCAUGUCACCUCUAAGCUUCACAACCUUUCCCUUCACUCAACCUAUGAUGGUCCUGAUUCUAUACUCAUUGGUGAUGGUACAAGUUUGCGUAUCUCUCAUUCUGGUUCCACUACAUUUUCUCCUUUCACUCUCUCUAAUGACCUACACAUGGGGCAGACUCUUCUUCAAGGCCCGAAUAAGAAUGAUAUUUAUGAAUGGCCUUCAAUUAUGCAUAUGCAACCAUCUGCUAUGUUCCAAACUAUUCCAAACUUCGUGCUUUUGGGUGUUUAUGUUUUCCCUGGUUACGUCCAUACAACAAACACAAGCUUGAACCUUGUUCGUGUCCCUAUAUUUUCUUAG